CUAAAGACAAGUUUCUCAGCCCUCCAAGCUACACGUCGAACUCGAACUCGUUUCCCUCCUACCUGUUGUCGGCCAACACAUGAUAGCCAACUAACGGAGUGAAAUCUCCGCCAACGUGGCUGCAACAUCACACAAAUAGCGAUACGGACAGCAGCUUGACGGUAGAAGUUGCUCAGCAAAUAUUGGCUCUCAAUCGCCAUUUCCUCAAAUCAUUGACAACAUCUAAUCUCGUUGAAAAUGAAGUGGUUGUGUGUGUUCGUUUUGGUGGUCGUGGGUUCGAGCUUGGCCGAGGUCGAGGAGCGACCCUCUGGCCUGAAGUUAGAGGUUGUGGAGAAAGUGGACUCGUGCGAGAAGCAAGCCAAGAAUGGAGAUCUACUCACCAUGCACUACACUGGCACUUUGGAGGAUGGAACCAAGUUCGAUAGCUCUCUAGAUCGAAGUGAGCCAUUCAAGUUUCAAAUCGGCGUUGGUCAGGUGAUCAAAGGCUGGGAAGAGGGUAUUGUUGGUAUGUGUGUGGGAGAGAAGCGCAAACUCAUUGUUCCACCCGAACUUGGCUAUGGAGAGCAAGGUGCUGGGGAUGUGAUUCCCGGUGGUGCUACCCUUUAUUUCGAUGUAGAGCUCCUCGAGACUGAUGAGGGACCCACGCCCGUCAAUGUGUUCAAGCAAAUUGAUUUGGACGACGAUUCUCACAUCUCCCGAGAGGAACUUAGUGGUUACUUGAAGCAACAGGUUGAAGCCAUGAAAGAUGCCGGUGGGGAUCAGGAGGAGCAGGCCCGUCAGAUGGAAGGUGACCAAGACAAGCUGGUGGAGGAAAUAUUUAGCCACGAAGAUAAAGACAAAGACGGUCUCAUUUCCCACGACGAGUUCUCUGGUCCCAAACACGACGAGCUUUAGAUCUGAUCAGACUUAUUAAUUCCAAUUCUCUCUUACUCGUCCCCACCAUGAAACCUCCCCCCAUACAUAUUCAAAAUACCAUCUUUUGUUAUGAAUCAACUCUACCUGAUUUUGUUCCCGUCUCGAGUCUUUAGUUUGAUUCUGGAACUAUUUUUCUACCAACAAUAUCUACCAGGUGUCACAAAAAACCGAAAGGAAGUCUUCUGACCACCUAAUUUGCAUUUGCGAAUUAGCCAUGGGGGAACGUGAAUCUGAACUUUUGAUCACUUCUCACGAACCUAGGCCGUUUUGGAAUAUGGUUUUAUAAAGAUGUUGUUUAUAUGUACGGAUUAUUUGUUUCUAUCCCAGAAAAUAAACUUUUUAAAACCA
Molecule: messenger RNA, 1263 nt
Organism: Tigriopus californicus
Lineage: Eukaryota; Metazoa; Arthropoda; Copepoda; Harpacticoida; Harpacticidae
Product: FK506-binding protein 2-like
Exons: 3
Coding region: 238-894 (218 amino acids)
Molecular function (GO): calcium ion binding; peptidyl-prolyl cis-trans isomerase activity
Source: RefSeq, a predicted model, not a curated record